AGCGGUAGCUAUACGAAAACGACGGCAACAGCGGCGCACCACUGGCGGCGGCGACGACUACGGAUUCGUUUUGCCUAGUUUUUUUUCCUACCGUCCUUCGCCGGUUAAUACGAUCGCAACGAUCAACGAGCGCGGACCUACCGCACAUACCACUAAUCCACAACAAUACGUAUUACAAUAUUAUUUCCGAACACACGUCGAUCGACUGCACGCGAUGACCAGCGUUUCGGAAAUACUGUCGUACGACUCGUCGGCCCAAGACGAUUACUAUCAAAUGUUGGGAUGCGAUCAGACGUCUACGGUGGAGCAAAUAAGCGCAGAAUUCAAAGUAAGAGCUCUUAAGUACCAUCCGGAUAAAAACUCCGGCGACAAGAAGGCUGAAGAAACGUUCCAGAAACUUAAUGAAGCCAAAGAAACACUGUGCGAUCCGGAAAAGCGGGCAACUUACGACAAAUGGAAGAAUAGCGGCGUGGCCGUUAGCUAUAAAACAUGGCUGAGCAACAAAGAACAUUUCCAACAAUCAAUGCACUGGGCACAAAUGAAUACCAAAGACAGAAUGCUUCCGGAAGGUGGUGAAGGGGCUUCGUCUUCAAUGGCGUCCAGGAGAGCAUCUGAAGGUGGAGUGAACUUAGGAGCCAACAAAGUAAAAUGGGAUGCCAAGUCUAAUGCAGAUAUUAUUAACAAGUUUCGCAAUUACGAGAUAUAAGUCACGUAGAUAUUGUCUAUAUAAAAAAAAAAAAACAUUCCUUCGUCGAAUAAAUACUUUUAUCGUGAUUUGAUAUACAUUCAUAUAAUUUGUACUUAUAUAUACUAUAAUAUACAUAUUAUACUGACUCAUAUAAGACACAUCUUUACCCGGAGGCCUGAGAAGUGAAAUACGUAAUAAGUAUAACUGCACAUUAAAAUCAACAAUAUUACUAUUAUAAUUUGAUUACGCUUACUUCUAAAAGGGUAAAUAACGAAACUUUUUAGGGUAAAAUAGAGUGAAUAUUUUUUUUCUUCUCAGACUUUUGGGUACAUAUUCAAUCAAUUGAAUCUUCAAAAAAUGUCUCUUCUAGUUAUUUCAAAACACAAUACUAUUCAACUAUUGUCUAGUCAAUAAAGAGUAAAUGAUAUUUCACGUUCACAAUUAGUUGAACGCCAUCUAUUUUGAGUCUAAUAGAUUACGUUACUCAAACCUAAUUAAUGUAGUUUGAUAUCCAUCUCGCAAAACACAAAUUAAUUGUAGCAUCGGGGAAUUCUACGUUUCAAAGACGUAAUACUAAUAAUAAUAGGUAUAAUAAUAUGAUAUGUCAUUCUGUAAUUAUAAAUUUAGAAUAUUUUUGAAACAAUUAGCUAAGAUGCAGUGUUACAGUACAAUAUUGAUAGUAUCGUGUUCUAAUUUAUUGCAUAAUUGUAAUUAUAUUGUAACAAUUAUACAAAUCGUAAAAUCGUACCUAUACCUAUUAUGUUAUAAGUUAUCGGUGUCUUUCGUUCACGCCGAUGUAGUUGUAUUACUAUUUAUCACGGUUACCUAUAUUUACAAUAAUAUCAUACAACUAAGCUUAGUAUAUUAAUAUACUUGACUGUAUUGCCAUUUCGGUGAGAUAUUGUUUCUCAAAUUUGUAAAAAUAAAAUAUACGUAUAAUGAAUACAAAA
Rhopalosiphum maidis (corn leaf aphid) is the source of this 1638-nucleotide messenger RNA. RefSeq names its product J domain-containing protein (gene jdp). The record is from RefSeq and is a predicted model, not a curated record. The transcript has 4 exons. Lineage: Eukaryota; Metazoa; Arthropoda; Insecta; Hemiptera; Aphididae. Bases 215 to 706 code for a protein of 163 amino acids. Gene Ontology annotation, cellular component: cytoplasm.